UUAUUCUUCUCCGUCGUCUGUUUCUUCUCCUCUGCUCAAAAUCACAAAUCGUCAAGCUUCCUUUUUUAUCUACAUUCCUUUUAAGUUUAUUCAGUUCGAUUCGUCUUCAAUGUCUACUGGAUCUCCAUUACUGUCGGAGUAUCACUAAAAGUCAAUUCAUUUACGAAGGAGGAGGCUUUGCGUCUGCAAUGUCCAAAGCCAUGGAACCAAACUCGAAAUCGAGGAAAGAAAGCAUCUUGAUCAAAUACGCAACCUUCUCGCGACUUCUCGUCCUCUUCUUAACCCUUAUGUGGCGGAGCUUCCUCCAACCCUACGAUACAUCCGCGGCGCUCAACCCUCCCUGCCUUCAUCACAGAGACGAAGUCGUCGCGGAAGAUUCUCCUCCUCCGUUGCUACUAGCUAACUCCUCAGUAUCGAGGACGCUUGAGAACAGCGUCGUCUGGGACAGCGUGUACUUCCUCAGGAUCACGGAGUGUGGUGGGUACGAGUAUGAGCAGACCUACGCCUUCUUGCCUCUCCUUCCCUUCUUCAUCUCCCUUCUCUCUCGCACAGUUUUUGCGCCUUUGGUUCCGUUGAUUGGUCUUCGAGCUGUAAUGGUGUUGUCUGGUUACGUUGUCACCAACGUGGCCUUCGUAUUUGCUGCUAUCUAUCUCUUCAGAGUUUCAGUUAUUAUCUUGAAGGACACUGAAGCUUCGUUCAGAGCUUCUGUUAUCUUCUGUUUCAAUCCAGCCUCCAUAUUCUAUUCAUCAAUAUAUUCAGAAAGUCUGUAUGCUCUGUUUUCUAUUGGAGGCGUGUACCACUUGUUAUCCGGCACCAGCAAUGUGGCUGUUCUCUGGUUUGCUCUUUCUGGCUGUGCAAGGUCCAAUGGGAUUCUCAAUGCUGGUUAUAUCUGUUUCCAGACUAUGCAUCGAGCAUACGAAGCUUUUUCUCUUAAAAGGCGCCUUUGUUUAUCUGUGCAGGUUUUCGUUACUGGAUUUAUUCGAUGCGUGUGCAUUUGUCUUCCUUUUGUCGCAUUUCAAGCAUACGGAUACUAUAACAUAUGUCAUGGACAUAAGCUAGAUGAAUUGAGGCCUUGGUGCAAAGGAAAAGUACCUUUGCUCUAUAACUUCAUUCAAAGUCAUUACUGGGGAGUAGGCUUCCUUAGAUACUUUCAGUUCAAACAGCUUCCCAACUUUCUGCUUGCAUCCCCAAUUCUGUCUCUAGCUUUGUGUUCUAUUGUAAGUUACGUGAAGACUCGGCCUGAGCUCUUUCUUUCUCUGGGCUUUCAAGCUACUGAGAAAGAAAAGAGAUCUUCUGCGAGGCUUUAUUCUCUCAAGGAUGUGCUUGAGCCAGAUGUUAUUAUAACUUCAUCAAAUGAAGGGAACCGUGACAUUAGGCAGCGAAAACUGAGCCGGAAGAAGGAUGUGACUGUCACCGAUACAGCUGCCGAAUCUAACUCGUCAUCAGGAUACUUUUCAGCUGAUGUCUUCCCAUUUGUCGUACACUUGGGUCUAAUGGCAGCUACUGCGUUCUUCAUCAUGCAUGUUCAGGUUGCAACACGGUUCUUGUCAGCGAGCCCUCCUCUUUACUGGUUUGCAUCUCAUUUGAUUGCAUCUCCUAAACAUAAUAGUAAAUGGGGAUACUUGAUAUGGUCAUAUUGUGCUGCCUAUAUCCUUCUUGGAUCUCUUCUCUUCUCAAACUUUUAUCCAUUCACUUGAUUUAAAGAGUCUCAGCAUGUAAAAGUAGAGAACCAACCGGUUAGUUUUUUUUAUUUGCUCUGCUAUGUGCUCACUGUUUCCCAUGUGGCUAUAGACAAAGAUAUGAAGAUAUUAUUUAUUGAUGAAGUUUUGUGUAAUCAAAAUCAUCAAAUAUUAUGAAAUGAAUAUAAGAACACAACAAAAUAAAACAUGUACAGCAAUAAGCUUUUGAAGCAUAAGUAGAAUUGAGAGUGAGACACACCAUUAGUAUUUUGAAAUAUAAUAAGGUAAAGAGGAAGAGAAAGGUGUUCUACAACACUUCCGGUUAGUGUCAAUCAUGACAAUGGCAAACUCGUGCUCUCUCAACAUAUAGACGCUGUUUAUGACUCUGAUUUUGACUCUGCCAUUUGAAUUUGAUUUAGAUGGAAUACAAAUAGCUUCAGACUUGGAGAGGAAAAUGCAGAGAUGUCCAAUGUCUUUGGUGUAAACAGCGUUCCCUUCCUUGUCUAUCUUCAACACAAGGAAAUGAUCCCAUAAUUUCAAAGUAUCGGCGGCGGCAAUGGGACAGCUCUCUCUGUACCACUUCACCAUAAAAGUCUCAUCAGUGUGUAAAGACUCCACUAAGUAGUGUUGCUUUGUACAACAAGACUCUAAUCUCUGCCACUCGUCCUCUGUCAUUUCCGGAAAUGAAUCUCCAUCGGGAAGCCGCAGCAUCUGCACCUUUGGUUCCUUUAUGUGUCUCCCAAGAUCCCAUGAUCCAGUGUAGUGGCCUCUAGAUGCAGGCAUGGAGAACAUCUCAUCUCUCUUAGAGUACAUUACAAGGGAGGAGAAGAAGCUGGGGUCUGUGAUUCUGAUGUUGCUCCACUUGCAAUCUUUCUGAGCAGGCCUGCACAAGCUUAGCUGAGGUCCUAAGAACUUGACGGCCACAAUACAGUCUUCAUCCUCGUCAGGAGAAGAAGAGGACAUGGCUACGUUGGUCACGAUUUGGGUUUGGCAAUGAGGCAGAGUUACAAAAGGAGGAAGAGGGAUGCGUUUCGGGUCUGUAUCAGGGAGAUGUAUGCCAUCUUGAAGACAAACCACUCCGUUUUUCAAAGUUGCUACCCAGCCAUGGGAUGCUCCUAUGACUCCUAUCUCCUUCAGUGACUCCAUAGGCACCUUAAGAGAAGGAAUCGAGAUAGUUUCGCUAGAUACUGGUUCCCAUGAUUCAGCACCCCUGACGUAAUAGAUUGGGGGAGACGAGAAGCACCGAGAAGAGGUGGUGAGGUUUCUCUGCGUAAUGAUUAGUUUGUAAUUAAACCAAACAUACGAAAGCAACAAAAAAUAAAAAAAUAAAAAGGAGAGCAGCCAUGUGACUAGACAAAGAGAAGAUGGAGGUAGCUUGCUUACUCGGAGGAGGGAUAGCUUGAGCCGCCUGAGAAGAUGAGACAUGGCUGCAGAAGAUUAAAUCUUUCUACCGGAUAAAAAAUAUAUAAACCCUUGGCAACCAAGUCUUAUUUUCCUAUUAUUACUACGUACUCUAAUAAGUGAAUAUUCCCGAACUUGUAAUUGUUCAACUAUGUGAGCAUGGUUAUAAUUUGGUGUUAAAAGAUUUAUUUCAAUAACAGUGGAAUAAGCAUAUAUGCCCUCUUGGCAAAAGAACGUACUCUUUCAGACCAAAUCAGAACUGAAGUCAUUU
This is a messenger RNA of Raphanus sativus (radish), 3351 nucleotides long. RefSeq lists its product as uncharacterized. Bases 189 to 1697 code for a protein of 502 amino acids. Gene Ontology annotation, biological process: GPI anchor biosynthetic process. The transcript has 8 exons. Gene Ontology annotation, molecular function: alpha-1,6-mannosyltransferase activity; GPI mannosyltransferase activity. The record is from RefSeq and is a predicted model, not a curated record. Gene Ontology annotation, cellular component: mannosyltransferase complex; endoplasmic reticulum membrane. Lineage: Eukaryota; Viridiplantae; Streptophyta; Magnoliopsida; Brassicales; Brassicaceae.